This is a messenger RNA of Sceloporus undulatus (fence lizard), 1203 nucleotides long. It is a transcript of the gene POP5, whose product is annotated as POP5 homolog, ribonuclease P/MRP subunit. The transcript is spliced from 5 exons. NCBI's taxonomy places the organism in Eukaryota, Metazoa, Chordata, Lepidosauria, Squamata, Phrynosomatidae. Bases 92 to 592 code for a protein of 166 amino acids. Gene Ontology annotation, cellular component: ribonuclease P complex. Gene Ontology annotation, biological process: tRNA 5'-leader removal. The record is from RefSeq and is a predicted model, not a curated record. Gene Ontology annotation, molecular function: ribonuclease P RNA binding.
ACGCCGACCGGAUGUUUGCCGCUCUAGCCAUCGCCUCGAAGACUCCCUACUCCAGCCUUCUCUGGAGCCACGGGACUUCUUCCCUCCAGAGAUGGUGAGGUUUAAGAACAGGUACUUCCUCUGCGAGAUCCUCUCUGAAGACCCCCGUUGUCGCCAGCUUAUUGAGGAACGGACGGUGCACACUUCAGUGAAAAAUGCCAUUGCGAGGAUUCAUGGAGACUUUGGACUGGCCUGUUGCUCCAUCGCUUUCUCAAUAAAGUACCUCAACGCCUACACAGGAAUAGUUCUCUUGUGUUGUCGGAAAGACUUCUACCGGCUCCUUGGGUCAUCUCUGCCUUUCAUCACUCACUUAGAAAACAAGAACCAGCGCUAUCCCUGUUCCUUUAAUACCCUGCAUGUUGGAGCCACAGUACGCACGUGUCAGAAAUUCCUAAUUCAGUACAACAGGGACCAACUGCUGUCGCUGCUACGUAACUGCACCAGUGAAGCUGACAGACAAGCCAUCCAGAAGUCAGUGCAAAGUUGUGUGCUUGCAGGAGAGCCGUUGUUUGAGAGUCAAGAAGACAGUGAUGACAGUAUGGAGACGGCUUGAGCUGUUCUAUUUCAGAGAUUUCAGCAGACAAUCCAAAUGGAGCUUGCCAGCAAGGGUUUCAAUCUCUCCACUCCUGCUUCUGUAUUUAUUUUACACGCUCAUUUAAACCUUUUCCUGUUGAUACAUUUCUAAAAGCUUAGCUGAAGUUUUAGUGACUGCGGUGCUAAAAUUUGGGGACAUAAUUCUUACCUGAGGCACAAUGCUCUCAUUUUGCCCCCUUGCACGUGGGUACUGAUUUGAGUAGAAGAUGCCUAUUAACUGUGACAGAGAAACAGAUUGAGUCUCCCUUAACCAAAAUGAUUGGGACCAGAACUGUUUUGAAAUACUUGUAUAAACACAAUGAGGUAUCUUGGAGAGGAGGGCUCAGUCUAAACAUGAAAUUCAUUUGUUUCAUAUGUACUUUACACAUAUAGCCUGAAGGUUUUGUGCUAGAAACAAAGUCUUGUGUACACUUCAGUAUCAGAAAGCAAAGGUGUUAUUAUCUCAGCCUUGAGGACAACUUUUCAUUUUACCAUAGUUUGGCUUUUCAGAUAAGGGAUGCUCAGCUAGUAGAUCCCAAAUGAAAGGAGGUUGAUCGAUAAGAGGAAGUAAACUGAAGCUAUGGAAACACA